GCGGCCGGGCUGGCGGCGCGGAGCUCGCGCGGGAGGGAGCCGCUCACCUGGGCCGAGCCGGAGCCGGCACCGCCAUGCGGGGGAGGGCGCCGCCGCCGCCGCCCGGGAGCAGCGCGGGCCCGGCCGCCUGAUUCGGGGGAGCCAGCGCGAGAGAGCGGAGCCGGCGGCGCUUCCUUCCCGCCCAUGGCAGCCCCAGGCGGCGGCUGCGGGUGAGGCGGGGGCCGCGGCUCGGGUCUCGGAGGGAGCGGUCGGCAGGGCCGGGCAUGGCGGGGGUCAGCUACUCGCCGCCCUGGUGGGUGAGUCUCCUGCACCGCCUGCCGCACGUCAGCCUGCGCUGGGAGGCCGCCAGCGCCGACUUCCGCCCGGAGGACGCCGAGUACCAGCAGGCCUUGUUGCUGUUUGGUGGUGUUGCUCUGUCCUGCCUUGCUCUGGAUCUCCUCUUCCUCCUGUUCUACUCGUUCUGGCUGUGCUGCCGCCAUCGGAAAAGUGAAGAGCACUUAAAUGCAGAUUGCUGCUGCACUGCUUGGUGUGUGAUCAUCGCGACCCUUGUCUGCAGCGCUGGCAUCGCUGUUGGCUUCUAUGGAAAUGGGGAGACCAGUGACGGCAUCCACCGGCUGACAUACUCACUGCGACAUGCAAACCGCACGGUGGUUGGGGUCCAAGCCCGGGUGUUGGACACUGCCGUGGCCCUGAACCAAACAGUGGAGCCGAACCUGCUGAUCCUUGAGGAGAUGUUCAUGAAACAGACUGAUUACCUGCACGUCAUCCAGAAACUCCAGGGCCUCUUGGAUGACUUGAUCAGGCAAACAACAGAGAUCCCUUUCUGGAAGAAUGAGGAACUGUCAUUAGAGGAACUGGCUGUUCAGAUUGAUCUAUAUGACUGGUACAGGUGGCUGGGAUACCUGGGCCUACUUCUGUUCCAUGUCCUGAUCUGUUUGCUGGUGCUCUUUGGACUAAUUAGAAAUUCCAAGGCUAUUCUCAUUGGGGUAUGUCUUCUAGGGGUGCUUGCUCUAAUUGUCAGUUGGGGAUCCUUGGGUCUGGAGCUGGCUGUUGCAGUGGGCUCCAGUGACUUCUGCGUUAACCCUGAUGCCUACAUCUCUAAAGUGGUGGAGGAUCAUGGAGUGCUCAGUACUGAUACUCUACGCUAUUAUCUUGCCUGUAAUGCUGGAUAUCCAAACCCCUUUCAGCAGAAGCUAUCAGGAAGUCACAAAGCCCUGGUGGAAAUGCAGGAUGAUGUGUUGGAGCUGCUCAGGUCAGCCAUCAGAGAGUACCCCACCUCCAAGGAGUACCUUACUCGGAUACAGGAGGUUCUAAACUCCACCGAGAUCAAUUUGCAGCACCUGACUGCACUGGUAGACUGUCGUAGUCUUCAUUUGGAUUACGUCCAGGCUCUGACAGGCUUCUGCUAUGAUGGAGUGGAAGGGCUCAUUUACCUGGUUCUCUUCUCCUUUGUCACGGCUCUUAUGUUCAGUUCCAUUGUGUGCAGCGUCCCACACACUUGGCAGCAAAAAAGUGGGAGUUCAUGGUAUAGAGCUGCAGAAUCAACUUCCUUAUCUUAUGGUAUGUCACAUGGAAGACCUCUGGAAAUCAGUUCAAGAAAUAGAAGUACGCGGCAAAGUUCAACUUCAGUAUGGUGUAUGAGGGAGACCAGGAGCUCGGAUGAUGAUGGGGAGGAGGAAUCUGCAGCUCAGGGGAACAGACAAACCCACGAUAAUCUGUACAGGGUGCACAUGCCCAGCCUCUAUAGCUGUGGGAGUAGCUAUGGCAGUGAGACCAGCAUUCCAGCAGCAGCACACACAGUCAGCAAUGCUCCUGUCACGGAGUACAUGAGCCAGAAUGCAAACUUCCAGAACCCCCGCUGUGAGAACACGCCUCUGAUUGGCCGGGAGUCUCCACCUCCCUCAUUGUAUUUGGCUGCCAUGGACAGUAGCAGCCAUAUGAGCUGGCAGUUUAAGCCCUCGGACAGUGCACGGACGUACUGGUAACCACGCCCGCAAAUGGAACAGUACACCUCCAGCAUGAGAGCCAAAUACCUCGCUACCAACCAACCUCGCCCAGACUCUGGCAGUGUGCAUUAAAAACAUAACGCAGACACAGUAAAGCUAAACAAACGUGCCAACUGCUGCUACCCUGUGCUGUCAGUGUAGAACAACCCUGCUUUCCUGUCCCAAACCCAGCGCAACUCCUGCUUCUUCAAUACAGACCACCCCUCCAACCUGGUACCUGUGCAUUGGCAAUCUGAAUGGAAGCCCCUUUCAAAUUAAAUCUAUACCUAGUUGUACGUGGAGAGAGAGUGUGCAAGCACCUGCAGAAGAACACCAGUUUGUCUGGGAUUCACCUACUUGAGGCCAGUGUUGUCAACAGUCUAUCAGGAAACCUUUGCAAAUAGUUUUACUUCUAUCUCCCCUACCCUCUCCAUUCCACAGAGGAACUGGAUGGAAGAACGUUGCAGAUCUUCAGUUCUGUGAGGUGAUCCAGCGGAGCUGCUCAGUCUGCAGUGCACUGAAGAAGCAGAGACUCCGAGCCCAUGACUAUACUGUACAGAUCGAGAAAGCCAUGCCAAUGUACACUCUUAAAAGUUAUGUGCGCCUAGUGUUUUUAAAGAAGUCUUCUUGCCUGAUACCUUGUGUGGAGGCUCCCUUCCUGUGUCACUGAAUACCUACUUUAAGCUGGGAGUCUGACCUGGGCUCCACUCUCUCCUCUGGUGACUUUAAAUAAGCUUUUCCUUUCCCCUUUAUAACCAGCUUUUGCAUUCUUGAGGAGUAGGCGGUUUUCAGCACCAGCCAGCUGUCUCAGAUGCACCCCUGCCUGCCCAUUGCUGUGAGCCUGACCUUUCUGCUCCAUCAGGGAAAUCCCUGUACUCACAGAUGGCAUUCUGGGUGCUGCUUUUGUGAGAUUGGGUGCACACAACACACAGGAGCCAGCAACUCACUUGGUGCCAAUUUUUUCCAGGAAAAGACUUGUAAGACUUAGGGUUUUUUUGCACUAAAUAGUUUCAGAUCUCUAGGGCAAUAGCCUGGCACUAGGUCUCAUGGGACAGUCAGCUUGCAAGAGAGAUUGUAAGCUCCAUUGAAGGAGUCCAAGGAGUUACUUGUGACAGACUGCUGGACUCUUCCAUUAAUGUUUGGAGUAGAAAAGUCAAGUCCCGUGGCAUUGGCUUUAGAGGAGGAUCCUGGGGCCUUAGCCCAAAGUUCGUCAUAAGAGCAGCAAGGUUGCAGCCUCCUUGGCUCUGCGCUCCAGGAUCAGAAAACAAAAGUCUUAACACAUGAAUGUUGGGGGGGGUUGUUGGUUUUUUUUUUCUGGUCAUUAACUGCUAACCACUAACUGCCAUACACAAGGCACAUGUGAAUAAACUCCUAGUAUCUCCUAGCACACUGUGCAUGGGCCACAAGUGCAAUGGAGUGUACCUGCAGGGGGCAGCAUCCUACACCAGUUCUGUACUUCGUUGAAGAAUGGUGCUCUACAGGACAUAAACCACUUUUUACUAGAAAAGACUCCAAUGUGCAGCUGUGCGAUAAAUGGAUAUGAACUUUAUACUCCAGUAGAUCAAAGCAUAGUCCUUUCUGAAUUUUCCUUUCUGUGCAAGCUGUCUUAAUCUAGUUACUUAGGGAGACUUAAGCAAGAAACAGAAUUAAAGUACAAAAUCUCAUAAAUCUGAGGUGGGCCACAGGACAAAUGUGGUUCAAAUCUAGCACCACAAUAUCUGGAUUGCAUCAAAGGAGAACUCCUUUCUCAUCUUUUAGUUUGCUCUGUUUUGUGAAUGUCCAUAAUGUGGACCAGUCAGCCUAGCAAUCUGCCUUUGCUCUGGAUGAUCUCAUCAGACUUCUCCAGAUCUUGUCCUUUUCUCUUUACUAGGGGGUGAGUUAUCACCACUCUGGGAACAUUUUGCAUAUUCCACGGAUGAUUAACUAGGAUGCCAAUACUUCCUAUAGGGGAAGCGUACAUACUCCAAGAAAAGGGGUAUUUUGAGACAUCUCAAGGAAAUAAAAGCCACUAACGGACUAGCCUCCAACCUUUGGAGGAAUGGGGAAGAAGGAAGGAAGGAAAGUAGCACACUGACCCGUUUUUCUUGGAGAGGAGGUCUCAGGGUAAACACUAGUUAUGUUCCAUCACAGAUCCCUUUAAAACCUGGUAUGAGAGCUGCAUGUGUGGUGGGUGGUAUACGAGCAUGUGACACUGCUGGCUUACAAGCUUCUGGACCGUUGGAUGCUCUUAACAGCUGGUAUGAUUGAGUGGGGAAAACUGAAACCACACUUUGUCAAUUUAGAGAAACCCCCAUUUUCCCGUAGUCAAUUUGGACUAUUUCCCAUGUCUGUCAGCUAGGGGCUGCACAGACUCAAAUACUUGAGGCUUUUAGAUUUAGAAGAACUGCCCCAAAAUCUGCUGCAUGCCUCUCAGUAGUCCUUUAAGGCAAGUGUUGGAAGAGCAUAAAGCAGGAAAUAAACUUCAGUCAAACAGGUGCAGCUGUCGGCAGCUUUUGCUGUACAAAGAACACAUGGGUUUUCCUACUGGGCCUUAGGAGAAGUAGGAUGCAACAUUCCAGAGCCAGCAGUCCAAUGCUGGUAAUAACAAAGAGCCAAUACCUUUCAGUGCAGUAUCCAGGCUGGAUACUGCCUUAACUUGCUUCCUUCCCAGGCUUAGCUUAAUCAGUUGUACUGUCCAGAACGAAUUCUAACAGGGUUCAUAGGCUAUAACCAGUUGCUGAUUGGAGAUCCGUGCUCUGUGACUUUAAAGUGUAUUAAGGAAGAAUUCUGUGGGACACUGCACUCCCUGCGUGGCCAGCAGAACAAGACUGCAGUGUGAGUGGUGUGCUCUGUGUACUGUGUGGUUCCACCCAGGACUUCCUUUAAUUAACAUGGAUUUUGCACUUUUGUAAAGAGUCACAGAGCCCUGCUGUCCUACUGCAUAUUUUAAUGCAAUGUUUCUAUUUAUUUUUUUAUAUGGCACUUCUAGGGGUUAGUCCAAAUGGAUCUGCUGCAGAGCCAGUAGCAUGUGCUCAUUAGUACGGGUGUGAAGUGAUCGCUGUAGUCUAAAUGACCAGUCUGGUUGGGGGGGUGGGGGGGUGUGCGCAAACCCUGAAUGCAUGUAGGCACAGCAUGGCCGCCAAGGAGUAGACCUCUCAAAAAUUCAAGAUCUCCCAGAGUCUCUUCCCCCUUCCUCCGCCAUAGGGUGAACAGCAGGAGCUUAGUGGCAAAGAGUUGUAAGUGGCACCACUAGUUAUAGGAGGCUUAGAUACAGUGAGUAAAACUGGAGUGUCUUUUUUUUUCUCUUCUGUAAUUUGUAUUGCGUUUUAAUGUGUGAAAUGUCCAUGCCAGAUCACUCAGAAUGUGUCCCAGCUGACUUCUCAAGAGCACACAAUCAUCUCAGAACCUAGCCACGUUGUUGCUUAUUAGUACAUGGCUCCAAAAUUCAGGGGAACCGUGAGACUCUGAUCUCCGGACACCUUGCUGACGGCAAAACGGGAGGCAGCUCCUGUGUGGUUAGAAAGGUGGUAGCAGCAAAGACACUUCAUCUUUCUUUCUUUCUUUCUUUUUUUUUUUUUUUUUUUUUAAAAAAAGCGUAAACAGUCAUCGGCUUGUCUGGUUUGUUGGGUUUCUUUCCACUCCAUCUCGUACAAAUGAUGUUUUUUUGAUUUUUUGGAGCUGAGACCUUUCAAGCACACCAACAUCGCCACAAUGUGAAAUGUAAAUAGCAUGUUGGAUUCUUUUUUGUGUCCAGUGUUCAGAACUGCAUUGUAAUUGUAAAGGAAAUCGAAUCAAGACUUGGCUGUGAAUUUCUUGUGCUGUCUUGGGAAUAUAACUGUAGUGUUUGUAUCCUGUAUGUACUAUUAACUGAAUUCAUUUUAUUUGCUGAUAAAAGGGUUCAAAUGGAGAUCGCAGCAUCCAUCAUGUGACCAAACCUGCCCGGGGGGGGGGGAUUUGAUUGCCCCCCACCCUCUUUGAGUUCUUCCCAUGUGAAAGGUAUUCAUUUGUAUAGCCAGCUCUGGGCACAGAGGGGUGUCCAUCUGAGUGCUUUGAACUGGCCGUUUUGCAUGAGGGGAGUUUUUGGAAUGGCCCCAGAGGAGGAGUCACACGGAAGUUGCCCUUAGAACAUAUAAUGUUCAUGUGCACAGUCCAGGCUUUCCCAGAAAGAACAGCUUCCAUGGGCUGGCCUUGUGCUCUGCUUGUAAUUCUUGGCACUGUGGUGUGGAUAGCAGAUGGAGGCACUUGCUCAGCAGAAUCUACAAAUGCUUAUGUAGAUAAAACCCACCUCUGACUCCUGGGUCUGGUUUCUUCCCCCCUGCACCCCGGGAGCAGCCAAGGCUUGAAGUCAGUGCAGAGACUGCACAGUGCCCUUUUGGAGGGAGGAAAGGGAGAGUGUCACUCUGCUGACAGGGCCCCUUCAAGCUGAUUUAAGGAUAGGUGGGUUCCCAUCCUUUUGUUAGAAGGGUGGUGGUUACAUGGCAGGACCUGGGGAGCAGAGGGCUGAAUGAAAGGAAAUAAUGGAGAUCCUCAUUGUGCUGAAAGGGACAGUGUAGCUUUGGGGGAGAAGGAAACUCUCCUCCCUGUGGCUUUUUCUUUCCCUGCAUUGCAAGGUCCUUCAUUACCAGGCAGGAUAUACCUGGAUAGUAUUGGAGCAUCAUGCAGGAAGACAUUGACUCCACAACCGGGAACUCCAGGAUCUGUUCCCUGAACGUGGCCAGAAAUCCAAAAGGAGCUGAGAGGGAGGGAGUGCAUAUUGGCUAUCCUAGCACUCCUUCCCUCUAGCCGGGUGGCGUAUUCUCCCGGGUGGCGUAUUUCUGCCAGAGCAGCAUGGAAGAGCUGGGACUGUGGGUGGGAGGCACUGUGGAGACUCUAUUUCAGAGAGAGCGAAGCUCCUUGCUAGAGGCAGCCUGCAGCAAGGAGUCUUGAGAGAAGCCAGGCUUCCAACCGCCUGCACUGCACCAAGAAGCCACACUGUCCCACAACUGUGCAGGGACACCAGCAAACAGUCAGGUGGAACAUUACCCCUCCAAUCACUAGGACAGACUCUGCUGCUUGUUGAGAAAGAGGACUUGGCAGGGCUCCCCACCCGGCCCUGCAUUUUACCCAAGAUUCACUUUGCACUCCCAAUCUCCCCUUCUUUAACUAGAGGCUGACAUCGGGGAGUGACCUAUGCACGGUUGGCGAGGUAGCAUCAGGAGGCAGAAAAUUCUAAAUGUUAUCAGUUCCUAAACUCUGAGAGCAGGCUGACCUUCCAAACAGAUGAGUGGAGCCUCCUGCUGCCCCUCUUCUGUCAGUGCGUGGCUCCACCAAGUGUGGAGAGGGAGAGUUGGCAAGUGGUUAAAGCACAGGGCUGGUAGCUGGGACUCAUAGCAAACAAGCAGCAGUCUGGAAUAAGAGCUAUGUGACUUUGUGGGCAAAUCACGUAGCCUCUCUGUGCCUCAGCUUCCCGUUGUAAAAAUGGGGGAUCAUUGACAGGAGGCAUGAUUUAAUUAUUUAUUUCUGAGAUCUCUGAAACUGCCCAUCAGUCUGAGGGCCUGGACAAAAGGAAAUGGAAACCGAUAUGCCUGACAAUAUGCGAAGUGUGAAGUUUUAUUCUAAAGAGGGUAACCCCUACCAUUAGGGUCUUUCUAGGCACUCUGCGUUCAGUACCGAAUUUCUCCUCGUAAAAUUCCAAACUCUCUCUCCCUCCCACGUUCCCAUUCCGAAUCAACCAGCAGAUGUCUCCAAAGGCCCAAGAUCCAAAGGCAGCUGAAGUCAAUGGAAAGACUCCUAUUGGCUUCAGUCAUCUUUGGAUCAAACCCUAGUGGCCCAGCUGUUGCAUCACGCUCCUCGCGUCCCUUGUUUGCAAGCGUGAGCUGGGAAGUCCCUGUGGGUUUAGUUCUCUAUCAUCUUUAAGAGGGAAGCUUUUAAUUUGUUUUUGACACUGUGCACGGAAACUUACUGGUGAACAUGUAACUGGCCUUUUUGUAAUUCUUUUGUUCUUAUUCUUAACCAUAAUGGCUGUAUAUCGUACCACUUUAUAUACAUAUAUGUAUAAUAUAUAAAUAUAUACUUUUUUUAAACCUUUGGACCUGCUAGUUCCUUUCAAGUAUUCCUGCACUUACCUAAAAUGUUUUUAAAUUGUGAGGGUUAAACUGAGGAGUGAGCCCAUUUUGUAUCUUUCCUUUUUCUUCGGUAGUUUUGAUUGUACCGUAGCUAUUUUUUACUGUAAUUUUUGUUCUGAAAAAUAUAAAAAAAAAAAAAAAAAACCCUAAAUGUAACUUGUGGUUUCUAUUCAGCUUGGGUUUAAUGUUUUAAAAUAAACAAAUGAAACUACAUA
Caretta caretta (loggerhead turtle) is the source of this 8283-nucleotide messenger RNA. It is a transcript of the gene TTYH3, whose product is annotated as tweety family member 3. Gene Ontology annotation, cellular component: plasma membrane. Gene Ontology annotation, molecular function: intracellularly calcium-gated chloride channel activity; volume-sensitive chloride channel activity. Lineage: Eukaryota; Metazoa; Chordata; Testudines; Cheloniidae. The record is from RefSeq and is a predicted model, not a curated record.